This is a messenger RNA of Chaetomium globosum CBS 148.51, 489 nucleotides long. RefSeq lists its product as uncharacterized. Bases 1 to 489 code for a protein of 162 amino acids. The record is from RefSeq and is a predicted model, not a curated record. Gene Ontology annotation, cellular component: cytoplasm; prefoldin complex. NCBI's taxonomy places the organism in Eukaryota, Fungi, Ascomycota, Sordariomycetes, Sordariales, Chaetomiaceae. Gene Ontology annotation, biological process: protein folding; regulation of DNA-templated transcription. The transcript is spliced from 5 exons.
AUGGCCAGCCGCGGAGGUCAACAACAAGGAGAGGCAGUCGACCUCGGCACCCUCAGCGCCCAACAGCUGAGCGCCGUCAAGAAGCAGCUCGAUGGCGAAGUUGAGCAUCUCUCUAGCUCGUAUGGCCAGCUUGCCGCCGCCCAAGCCAAGUUCAAGGAGUGCCUGCGGGUAGUCAAGUCCGGGUCAUCAUCAUUUGACAAAGAGAAGUCCAUCCUCGUUCCGCUCACCAACUCCCUCUACGUCAAAGGCCGGCUCGCCGAUCCCGACCGGGUGCUCGUCGAUGUGGGGACAGGCUUCUACGUGGAAAAGACCACAGAAUCCGCCUCCGAGUUCUACGACGCCAAGGUCAAGGAGCUGGCCGGCAACAUCCAAGGCCUAGAGGGCAUCGUGCAGGCCAAGACCAACAACCUGCGCGUUGUCGAAGAAGUCUUGCGGCAAAAGGUUUUGGCACAAGGAGGACCAGGUGCGGCCGGACAGGCAUCCUCAUGA